Lycium barbarum (goji berry) is the source of this 736-nucleotide messenger RNA. RefSeq names its product pathogenesis-related protein R major form-like. The record is from RefSeq and is a predicted model, not a curated record. The transcript has 3 exons. NCBI's taxonomy places the organism in Eukaryota, Viridiplantae, Streptophyta, Magnoliopsida, Solanales, Solanaceae. Gene Ontology annotation, cellular component: extracellular region. Gene Ontology annotation, biological process: defense response. The coding region runs from base 1 to 729 and encodes 242 amino acids.
AUGGACAAUAAGAUAAUUAAUUACUUUUUCAUUUUUUUUAUAAAAAUGAACUUCCUCAAAUUCUUCCCCCUUUUUGUCUUCCAUUACUUUAGCCAAUAUUUUCAAUCUUUUACUCAAGCUGCCACUUUUAACAUUAUCAAUCGGUGCACCUACACGAUUUGGGCCACUGCCUCCCCUGGUGGAGGCAGGCGGCUCAACUCGGGCCAAUCUUGGACCCUAAAUGUGAAUCCGGGAACAGUCCAGGUUCGCAUUUGGGGCCGAAUCAAAUGUAACUUUGAAGGCAAUGGCCGAGGCAAAUGCGAGACUGGAGACUGUAACGGGCUGCUGCAAUGCCAAGGCUAUGGUAGUCCACCAAAAAAUUUAGCUGAAUUCGCGCUUAAUCAGCCCAAUAACUUGGACUAUGUCGAUAUUUCUCUUGUCAAUGGAUUCAACAUUCCUAUGGAAUUUAGCCCAACUAAUGGUGCGUGUCGUAAUCUUAGAUGCACUGCACCUAUUAACGAGCAAUGCCCAAGCCAAUUACGAACACAAGGUGGAUGUAACAAUCUGUGUACUGUUUUCAAGACUAAUCAAUAUUGUUGUACAAAUGGACCUGGAUCAUAUGGUCCUACUGAUUUCUCGAGAUUUUUUAAGACAAGGUGCCCAAAUGCUUAUAGCUAUCCACAGGAAGAUCCAACUAUUUUGUUUACAUGUCCUGCUGGUACAAAUUACAGGGUUGUCUUCUGCCCUUGAAGGCUGC